CUUUAUACAGUAAUAAUAUAUUAUUUAGAAAAAGCAAAAAAAAAAUCAUUGAAUUUUAUAGUAUUAUCCAGGAAGUAAAACAAUGAAAAGCUUUCUAUUUAAUUUGAAUGAAUUUGUUAAAAAUUAUACGACAUUAUCAUCAAAUGAAUAUCAAACUUAUAUUAAUUCAACAUCAGUAAUGAAUUUAGAUUAAGCCAAAAAAAAAUAAAAUAAAGUUGAUCUUUUUCUAGAUUAUCAAAUUACCUCAAUUAAAAUUUGAUCAUUGUAAUGGAUCAGAUUCAAGUAAACGUGGUUAUCCAUGUACAUUAUGGGUCUUAUUUCAUAGUAUGACUGUUAAACAAGCUAUACUAGCUGAACAAAAUGCAUUACCAUCAGAUAUCAAACCAUCUGAUGUUAUUGUAUCAAUUCGAGAAUUUAUUGGUAACUUUUUUCUUUGUGAAGAAUGUGUUACACAUUUUGUUAAUAUGACAAUUAAUGCUGAAAAUGAAAUAAAGUCUCAUCGUGAAAGUAUUCUUUAUCUUUGGCGAAGUCAUAAUAUUGUGAAUAAACGACUUCGAUAUGAAGAAUAUACCAAUGAUCCGAAUUGGCCAAAAGUACCAUUUCCUACAAAAGAACAAUGUAAUCUUUGUGUUCAACAAAUAGAUGAGAAUGGUGAUGCUACAGAAUAUAAUGAAAAUGAAACGUAUAAAUUUUUAAAAGAAUUUUAUUCAUUAAAUAAUUCAAUGAGAAUUCAAACAUAUAACCUUAUUUUAUUAUUUUCAAUUGUCAUUCUUAAUAUAUUAAUAUCAAAUAAAUAA
Messenger RNA from Adineta steineri, 797 nucleotides. The record is from the annotation of a GenBank genome assembly. Lineage: Eukaryota; Metazoa; Rotifera; Eurotatoria; Adinetida; Adinetidae.